Messenger RNA from Linum tenue, 2993 nucleotides. Lineage: Eukaryota; Viridiplantae; Streptophyta; Magnoliopsida; Malpighiales; Linaceae. The record is from the annotation of a GenBank genome assembly.
GGCUAAUAACAAUUACCAACAAUGGCGGGGCCGGCUCGUAACAGCGUUGGUGGUGGUGGGUCUAAGCCAGAAGUGAAAUUUCUUUGGUUUAUAGGGUUUUCUAUUUUCUCUCGACGCUGGAGAUAAAGAAAUUAGGGAAUUCUCCCGCCUUCCCGCUUCUGCUUGAAUCUACCCUUUUUCUCUUUCUCUUUCGGCCUUCCAAUUCCUUCCCUCUUCCACCCAUUUCCUUAAAAAACUCAUCCAUCCAUCCCCCAUCUAGCCGACAAAAAAGGAUAACCCACAUAAAACCCAUCUUCGAUUCAUGGAUUGAGGAAGUCGGAUGUAGUCGUCGCUCGCUGCCGAAGAAGAAGAAGAAGAAGAAGAAUAAGCAGCAGAGACUGAGUGAGUGAGCGAGUGAGUGGACUCACUCUGCGUAUGUGGGUAAGGGGUUAGCCUGCCUCUCCAUUCCAACUCUGUCUCUCGCCAUGGAUACGCCGCAGAAGACCCAGAUCGCUGCUUCUCCGCUCUCGAAGUUCGAGGAAUCCCCAGUGUUUAACUACAUCAACAGCCUCUCUCCAAUCAAGCCAGUCAAGUCACUCAACAUAACUCAAACAUUCCAUUCACUUAGUUUCUCAUCCUUACCCUCCAUUUUCACUUCACCUCAUGUCACCUCCCACAAGGAAUCCAGGUUUCUUAAAAGGCAGUUUCCCGGAUCCGUCAAGGCUGGAACUUUCUUCUGGCGCGGUGAAGAAAGUAGAUGAUGGCAAUGAAGGAAUUGCUGUGGAUGUGGUUCAUUUGUACGAUGACAGGUCUUCCCAGCCACAGGAGAAUUAUGAUUCAGUGGUAUUUAUUUCUGAUGCCUCAGUCGACCUACCUAAGUCAUUAGAGUAUGACUGUGGUAGCCCUGGUGUCCAGCAGAAACCUCAACAAGUUGGAGUAUUCGAAUCAGGUGGUCAGUUUACAAGUGAAGCUUCACAAAAGAGCGAGCCUCGAGGCUUGGAGGCAUACCCGACUCGGCAGCAAAGUAAUGAUGGUGCUGCUGAAUGCGAUUGGGAUAGUUUGAUAGAUGCUGCUGAUCUCUUGAUCUUCAACUCCCCUGCUGACACCGAGGCUUAUAAAGGGCUAAUGCAGAAACAAUUAGGCCCUAAUGCAGUCUUUUCUGCCUCCUUGACUGAUUUGCACAUUCCUGCUGAUGAUUCAGUUGGCCAGCAGGAGAUGGAAGGGCCUUCUACUCAACCAGGAGAAACUAUUUUGGUGAAGGAAGAUAAUAAAAAUAAUGGCAUGUCUAGCAAUAGUGAGGCUGCUGCUGCUGCUGCUGCUUCGAAUCUUUAUCGUGGCAUGAGAAGGCGCUGUCUUGAUUUUGAAAUGGUAGGAACUCGUAGGAAGAACCCAAUGGCUACACAGGAGCAAAUAGAAGAGAAGAUAGCUUCUGAAGAUAAUAAGCAACUGGUCCCUUUCAACCCUAGCAGUGAUUCCUCAAAAAUCAUUGUACCUGGAAUUGGUUUGCACUUGAAUUCCCUGGCAAUAAGUUCCAAUAACAGAAGAAACAGUGUCAAUGAGGCUUUGUCCUCUGGACCAAGUUUGCCGAGUUCUGAUGACUCCUUCCACUCUCCAACAACUGCUCAAGAGUUUCUUGAAUCAUUGACUUUAGCCUCCAUGGAAAGGGGCUUGGAUCCCACUGAGAAUGAUGUGGCACUUGCUGAGGAUGUCUCUCCUGCAUCUGCUUAUUUGGUUAAUGAACAGUUUGGACCUGGUAGUCCCAAAAAGAAAAGCUACUGUGAAUGUUUUGCUGCUGGGGUCUAUUGCAUUGAACCAUGUUCUUGUCAAGAUUGCUUCAAUAAGCCCAUUCAUGAAGAUACAGUUUUGUCAACUCGUAAGCAGAUUGAGUCUCGCAACCCACUUGCAUUUGCUCCUAAAGUGAUUAGGACCUCUGAACCAGGACAUGAAAUUGGGGACGAGUCCACUAAAACACCUGCCUCAGCUCGACACAAGAGAGGAUGCAACUGCAAGAAAUCAAGUUGUCUGAAAAAAUACUGUGAAUGCUACCAGGGUGGAGUUGGCUGCUCCAUUAACUGCCGGUGUGAAGGCUGCAAGAAUGCAUUUGGCAGAAAAGAUGGUUCUGUUUUACCAGAAACAGAAACCGAGCCAGAAGAUGAUACAGAAGCCAAUGAGAAGAAUGCAUUAGAAAUUUCAGCAAAGCAGAACGAUAACCAGACCAUUGAAGAGCAAAACAUGAACUCAGGUCUCCCUGCAACUCCGUUGCAGUUUUCCAGAACUUUGGUUCAGAUACCAUAUUCUUCAUCAGCUAUCAUCAAACCACCAAGGUCGCUUCUUGGAAUUGGAUCAUCAUCAUCCAAUGGAUUAUACCAGACCCACAACUUCGGGAAACCGAGCAUCUUCAAAACUCAAUCCAAGCUUGAAAACAGACCGUUUCAGGGGAUUUGUGAUGAUGAUAUCCCAGAAAUCCUGAGAGGCAGCAGCUUCUCGCCUGGUAUGGGAAUCAAGGUAUCUUCUUCACCAAACAGCAAGAGGGUAUCUCCACCACACCACAAUAACUUGGGAACUUCAACUUCAGCUUCCUCAACAUCUCCUGGGCGUAGGAGUGGCAGGAAGAAGCUGAUAUUGCAGUCCAUACCUUCUUUUCCUUCUCUUACUCCCCCUCAAAUGAAAUGAUGAUGAUGAUGAUGAUGAAUUGGAGGAAGAAGAAGAAGAAGAAAGGGCAAAUUCUCUAUCAAAAUCUUGUUGAGAGAGAGAAAAGGGAAGACCACACUUGGUAGUCUUAGUAGCCUGUAGUAGAAUGUCCAUUAUUGUUGUUCUUUGGUUCUUUUAGAAAGUUGGUUGUGUAUAAUAAGAUGCAAGCAAUCCUCUGUAGGUUCUCAUAAGUUCGUCAUAAAGUAGUAAAACUAUCUUCUUGUAAUAUAGGUUUCAAAGGUUUUGUUUCUGCCUUCAAUCAAAUAUUUAGAACGUGCUAUGGGUUAGUUUCUCUAUGCCCCAAGUAUAGAUUAUAGAAGCCU